UCUAUCACUUUUUCUUAGUUUCUAUUAAAGUUUCGACUUGCAGUUCUUCUCAGUUUCUGUUUUGGCGGGCAAGAAAACCGAGGAAAUGAAAUCAUAGAAUCUUCAGUACUUCGUGUCCUUUUCUGCGAUUUUCUUCUCUCGUAAACCUUUACCACUCCAGUCGCAAGCAAUCAAUGUGGAUGGAGAGUUCUUUUAUGUUUUUUUUUAAAUUUUUUUUUAUGAUUAUUUAAUGUGCCGUCCAAAUAGUGGAAAAAAAAAUGUUGGACUUUGAAUUCAGAAUCCCUUCCAUUUCGUCAUUUUCUUGCACUUUCUCAGCAACCAAACGAGAGACUUCAAAUAAUUCAGUCAUUUUUUAAUGAUUAAUAUAAAUGUGAAGUUGUGCUUCUCUUUUGCAGGGUUUGUUUGCUAGGAGGAACUUUUAGAUUCUCUCGAAUGGUGGUUUUUGGAUCCAAACAAGCAGCUCUGAGGGAAAGUCAGUGUGAUCGUAUAUAUUAGGGUUUGAAUUUCAUUAAUUAAGUUCUUUCUGCUAUGAUGGAGAUUGGAAUAGGAAGUCUUUUGUCAAAGUCAAGUAUGACAUUCACUUCCGAUCAUACCUCAGUUGCAUCAAUGAAUCUAUUUGUGGCACUUCUUUGCGCUUGUAUAGUUAUUGGUCAUUUGUUGGAGGAGAAUCGAUGGAUGAAUGAGUCCAUUACUGCAUUAGCUGUGGGUCUUUGUACAGGAAUCAUAAUUUUGCUUACAAGCAAAGGGAAGAGCUCACGUAUACUAGUAUUUAGUGAAGAUUUAUUCUUUACUUAUCUUCUUCCACCUAUCAUAUUUAAUGCGGGGUUCCAGGUGAAAAAGAAGCAAUUUUUUCGAAACUUCAUGACUAUUAUGCUCUUUGGUGCGGUUGGGACUCUGAUAUCCUUUGGCAUCAUAUCAGUAGGUGCAAUACACUUCUUCAAGAAAAUGAAUAUUGGUUCCCUCAAGAUAGGAGAUUAUCUCGCAAUUGGCGCAAUAUUUUCAGCAACAGACUCAGUUUGCACGUUACAGGUGCUUAAUCAGAAUGAGACCCCUCUUCUAUACAGUUUAGUAUUUGGGGAGGGUGUGGUGAAUGAUGCUACAUCAGUGGUGCUUUUCAAUGCUAUCCAGAACUUUGAUCUUUCUCACAUCAACUCAAGAAUUGCUCUACAAUUUGUUGGGAACUUUUUCUCGCUGUUCAUCUUGAGCACCUUACUGGGAGUUUUUGCUGGACUGCUUAGUGCAUACAUUAUCAAGAAGCUAUAUUUUGGCAGGCAUUCCACUGAUCGUGAAGUUGCUCUGAUGAUACUCAUGGCAUACCUUUCAUACAUGCUGGCUGAACUAUUUUAUUUAAGUGCCAUUCUCACUGUAUUCUUUUGCGGAAUAGUAAUGUCUCACUACACAUGGCAUAAUGUGACCCAAAGCUCUAGGGUGACUACAAAGCAUGCUUUUGCUACUUUUUCAUUUGUUGCUGAGAUUUUCAUCUUUCUUUACGUUGGCAUGGAUGCCUUGGACAUUGAGAAGUGGAAGGUUGUAAGUGAUAGUCCUGGAAAGUCGGUUGGGGUGAGUGCAAUACUUAUAGGAUUGAUUCUGGUUGGAAGAGCUGCCUUUCUUUUCCCCUUAUCAUUUAUAUCCAACUUGACUAGGAAGUCCCCCAAUGAGAAAAUUAGCUUUAAACAACAAGUAACAAUUUGGUGGGCUGGCCUUAUGCGUGGUGCUGUGUCUAUGGCACUUGCUUAUAAUCAGUUCACCAAAUCGGGGCACACUCAAUUACAUGGAAAUGCCAUGAUGAUCACUAGUACUAUUACAGUUGUUCUUUUCAGCACAGUGGUUUUUGGCUUUAUUACUAAACCACUAGUUAGAAUUCUACUCCCUUCAACGAAACAAAAUGCUGACAAGAACUCUUCAGAGCCAUCUUCUCCUAAAUCCUUCACUGUGCCACUUCUCAGCAAUGGUCACGAUUCCGAUAUUGAACAUAGCAGCCACAAUGUCCCUCGGCCAACCAGUUUGCGAAUGCUCCUGAGCAAACCUUCACACACAGUGCACUAUUAUUGGCGAAAGUUUGAUGAUUCCUUCAUGCGACCUGUUUUUGGUGGCCGGGGUUUUGUACCAUAUGUACCUGGCUCACCCUUAGAGCAAAGUAUUCAGGAAUGGUAACAAAGACAUGAAGUCAAAAGUUCAGAAGUACUGAUUUGUAGGGCCUUUUGGGUAGAACAUAUGAUAUUGGAUUUCUGUGUGGAGGUUUUUUUGGUAUACUGAUAAGAGAUUGCAGAAUGAGGUUGUAACUUGUAACAGCAGCUUUAUUCAGUGUGUUGUCCUGCUGCUGCUGAUGAUGAUUUGAUUUCCUGGGUUUUGAUUUUUGUGAGUCAAAAUAUGUAGGCAUUGCCAGUGAUUUUGUAACCUUAAUUAGGAGUAGCUUAGUAGAUCACGCAUAUUGAGUCUUUAUACAUACAGAAUUCUGUAUUUGUUCUUAUUUGUUUGUAAUUUAAUACAAAGGUGUUUGAUUC
Tripterygium wilfordii is the source of this 2504-nucleotide messenger RNA. Its product is annotated as sodium/hydrogen exchanger 2-like. Gene Ontology annotation, biological process: sodium ion transport; regulation of pH; proton transmembrane transport. Gene Ontology annotation, cellular component: membrane. Lineage: Eukaryota; Viridiplantae; Streptophyta; Magnoliopsida; Celastrales; Celastraceae. Bases 529 to 2154 code for a protein of 541 amino acids. The transcript has 14 exons. Gene Ontology annotation, molecular function: sodium:proton antiporter activity. The record is from RefSeq and is a predicted model, not a curated record.